GUCAAUUCACUCUAGCGUCGAGCUUGGCUCAAGUGUUUGGGUAAAAAAGCAGAAAAGUAUUGAACGUAAAAAGGUAAGAAAGUAAAAAGUUCGCAAUGUCUACGCCUCCGGUAAAGAGAAGCCGAAAAGUGAUGAAUCGGGCGAAUAAGAUGCUAGCGGUCUUACAUUCGGAGGUCCGCCAGCAAAACCGGGAUGAGGAAGUGCCGGGACCGAGCCGGAUUGUGCCUCGACUCAUUGAUUCAACUAUCCAGGGUGAAAAUCAACCCCAGGAGAUGGAAGAUUCUUCGCAGCUGGCUAAUCUCACCGACGCAGCAUUCGGCGAAAAUAGUUUUAAUAUUUUUGGUGGUGGUUCAGAAGGGGAUUUAGUUGUAGAAGAAUUAGAUGACAGUAGUACGGUAGAGCAAGGUGGUGGGAUAAUAGAUUUAGAAGAUAUUUUCAGAAAAUGGACCGCUCUACCGCUUCCCAAGGACUCGCGUACGUUGUUGAAAACAUCAACAACCAUCGGCCAGGAGAUACGAACCGUACCAGGAGGAGAGUUUUGGUACAAAGGAAUUGAAAAUAAGCUCAACAGUUACUUUCAGUAAGUAUUUGUAAGACGAUGAAAAAUAAUAUAUCUUUAAUUAUGUAUUUAUCUUAUUAUAUUUUAGGUCAAAAGCUUCGUCAACACAUAUUAUUUCCAUUCAGCUUUCCAUAGAUGGGCUUCCUCUUCAUAGAGGGGGACCAAUGCAAGUUUGGCCCAUCUUAAUGAAAGUUGAACAGAUGCCCAAUGCUCCGAUUAUGAUGAUCGGAAUGUUCUGUGGGCCGGCGAAACCUGAAAGUUUGGAAGUUUUCCUGAGGCCGUUGGUAGAAGAGGGCAAACAAAUCCAUGAAAGAGGAUUGCAUAUUGGUGAGGAAGUACGGCAAUUAAAAAUUCGCGCUAUAAUUGCAGAUUCACCUGCGCGGGCUUUCAUAAAAGCAACAACCUACUUUAACGGAUACCAUGGCUGUAUGAGAUGUACCUGUGUGGGAGUAUAUGUGGCAAACAAAAUAAUUUUCGACACAGUUGGUGCUCCCCUAAGAACUGAUACAGGAUUUCGAGCGAGGGAAUGUCCUGGCCAUCAUCAAGCAUGGCGGACUCCGUUAGAAGAAUUACCGGAUUUCGACUUGGUUGAAAACGUACCUACGAGUGAUCGCCUUCAUACAUGUGAUCUAGGGGUUACUCGCCAACAUUUGUUGAAUUUAAUUGAAAAUAAGUUUCGUAUAAUUAGAUUAUCUUUUGCAGCAAAACAGUGGAUAACAAAAUUCCUAACCAAAGUGCAGCUUCCCUCUGAGAUUCAUCGUAAACUCAGAGGGUUGAAUGCAAUCCGUUUUUGGAAGGGUACAGAAUUUCGCACGUACUUGCACUACGUCAGUCCAGUGCUGAUGGAGAAAAUUUUAGCGGGGAAGCAUAUUGUCAUUUUUUGCUGUACUUUUGUGCCCUGACAAUAUUUUCUUCUUCAUUUCAUCGACGUCAUUGGGAACUUGCAGCUGGUUUUUUAAAUUCUUUUGUUAAAAAAUUUGGGGAGAUUUAUGGUCGGGAGCAUCUUUCUAGUAACGUCCAUAAUCUACAACACAUUGCACAGGAUGUUUAUCAGUACGGGCCUCUAGAUGAAUUUUCAACGUACUGCUUUGAAAAUCACCUGCAACUCAUUAAACGAUCAGUUCGAUCAGGCUUUCGGUGCGGUGUUCAAGUGGCGACACGCGCAGAAGAACGAUCUGCUAUUGAAGUCGCAAGUACAAGCUCAAAUCGUCGCUACCCUCGCUUUACUACAAAAGGCAAAGGAUUUUUUUUAUCCUCUGAUUUUGUUUUGCACCCAUUACCCAGAGACGAAUGGUUUCU
Molecule: messenger RNA, 1858 nt
Organism: Anopheles stephensi (Asian malaria mosquito)
Lineage: Eukaryota; Metazoa; Arthropoda; Insecta; Diptera; Culicidae
Exons: 4
Coding region: 96-584 (162 amino acids)
Source: RefSeq, a predicted model, not a curated record